AUGGCAACACUGACUUGAGAUUUGAAUGGUCGGGGCGUAAACAAAAGCUUCGUCACAACGUAGAAGUUGUACCACCAGACCUUUGUUUGUAAAAUAGGAAAGACUCUUCACGUCAAAAUGGCCCAGAAUGUAGCACCCGAAGCAUCGACGAACGCCAGUCCCAGCAAGAACAACACAGAGAGAGCCAUAGCCGGAAGAGAUUCACAUUCCGUUAGCAAAAGACUCCAGCAUGAACUCAUGACCUUGAUGAUGUCAAGUGAUAAGGGAAUUUCAGCUUUCCCAGAAGGAGACAACUUAUUCAAGUGGAUUGGCACUAUUAAUGGGCCAGCAUCUACUGUUUAUGAAGGCCUUUCAUAUAGGUUAUCAAUGGAAUUUCCCAGCAGUUAUCCUUAUUCGCCACCAACAGUUAAAUUUGUGACUUCUUGUUUCCACCCAAAUGUAGAUCUUCAUGGUAACAUUUGUUUAGAUAUACUGAAAGAAAAGUGGUCAGCCUCUUAUGAUGUUCGAUCAAUACUUCUAUCAAUACAAUCACUGUUAGGAGAACCCAACCAUGACAGUCCUCUGAAUGGCCAUGCAGCUGAGCUAUGGACAAAUCAAGUAGCAUACAAGAAGCACUUGCAUGAACAUUACAAGAAAGCCAAUGGAGAAUCUAAAAUAAAAUUAAUAAUUUUAAUGGUGUGGUUGUGCAAGAGGAAAUCUAUUACAAAGCAUAUUGACGAGUUCAGUGUAUAAAUGUCAUAUAGCUGUAAGAGAAUCUCUGAUAUUUGGCAUUAAAGGACCCUUCUUUUAAAA
Messenger RNA from Macrobrachium nipponense, 792 nucleotides. RefSeq names its product ubiquitin-conjugating enzyme E2 C-like (gene vih). The coding region runs from base 118 to 732 and encodes 204 amino acids. The record is from RefSeq and is a predicted model, not a curated record. The transcript is spliced from 4 exons. NCBI's taxonomy places the organism in Eukaryota, Metazoa, Arthropoda, Malacostraca, Decapoda, Palaemonidae.